CCUCCCUGUCAUCUCCCCCACUCCUCUCAUUCCGUGGCUGGGCCAGUCAGGCCUGGGGCAGUGUUGCAGAGAGAGCAGUCCCAGUCAUCUCAGCUUCUCUCCGGGCGAGAGGAGGACUUUCUACACAGCAGGCAGACACACUGUCAGAGCUGGGAGCAGCUCACCCACACAUCUAAAAAUGCACAAGGGUUGACAUGCACACACUCACUUCAGCAUCUAACAAAGCAGCUGACCUUACAACAAAGCAGCACCAAAGGAAAGGAGACAGCAUUGAGUCAGAGGAGAACCCCGAGUAACUCCGCUGGACACAGUCCACAGGACAGGAGAGCAGGGACGAGUGAAGAUUACAAUUACAAGUACAGAGAGGACAAUUUCUUACAGACAGACAGCAGAGGAGUGCAGACAGCGUAUGAGCCACUCUCGAUCAGGACUAUAAGUCCAGUAAGAACCAGAGAAUGGAGACUUCACUGACAGACCCAUGGAUACAGAGUCCUGGAGAUGCUACUCUGAGGUGCCCGUGUUGAUCUCUCUGCCUACGUCUGGCUCUCUCCCUCAAGCCUCCUCACUGCAGCAUUCAAGAGUAAGUACCAACAACCAUGUGUAUUUUUUUAAAUUACAUUUCACACUACAUAGGCUAUUUGCCAUUUAUGGUCAGAAAGUUCCAACAAUAAAAUGGCACUCAUCUAGACAAUAGCCACAAAUUAUUUGGCCCAUUAUUUUUAGACAUUUUCUAGGACAGUCAGGUUUAAUAAAACAAAUGACUUUUCUUGUGCUUUGAGACAUUGAUGACAGGUGUAUAGCACUACAGUACCCGUUACCCCAGGCUGCCUAAUCUGAGUGUAGCUAAGGUGUGAGGUACAGAGAGAACCAUCAGUCUGAGGAGUUCAGUACACACCCACACCUGGGCAUCCUCCUCAACAGAGUGAGAAUGCCACUGAAUGCUAUCAGAACACUGAUGACGACAGAGGUCAGCUUGUAUGGAGGUAAUCAAUUUCUCACUUUCCACCAUGUCAAGUCUUCAACGAGUGCAGAUCAAAUCAAUACAAUUGCAAUUCUUUCAACAGUUCUGUUAAAACAGACUUCAGGAGAACAGAACAUCAGUGUCAAUACUUUUGAUUCAGGAUGUACAAUACUUUAUUUUCUCACUGCAGUAACCACAGUAUUCCUCCGCCAUGCCCCUAUUCAGCUGGAUGAAAUGGUUGCGUGCUGAAGGAGAACAGGCUCAAGAUGAGGGGACAUCUGCUAAGUCCACAGGGGUAUUACCCAGCUGCACACUGAUCAGGGAGCUGCUGUGGCACGUGGAGGAGAGGGAGCGCCUGGCACGGGAGGUGGAGCGGGAACACAGGUUGGCCCACAACACCGUGGGAUACCCGCACUGGCUCCAGAGCUACCCAAGGUUACGUACGCUGAUCCCCGCAUCGGAGCGUCUCCAGUUGGAGCAUUUGUGUGCCCAGAUCCAGCCCAUACACACCGCCACGGUGCUCUCCAGGUUCCGCGAGGUGCUGGCCAGCAACAACAUCCUGCCCUGGGAGCUGGUGUACGUCUUCAAGCAGGUGUUGAGAGACUUCCUCAACAAAGAGGAAGGGGAAGAAGAGGAGGAGCAUCUGCCGCAGCCAGCACUGCUUGGGCCAAUGGAGGCCUGGACCAACCGAUACCAAAUGAAGCAGGGCUUUGUCACACCCACCGUGCCGGACUGUGGUGAGCCCCCGAGAGAGGAGAUCCCAACCAUCUCUGGAUAUGUGGACCGUACUACGAGAGGCUCUAGUCCUUUCACUGCCCAUAGGGACUGGGACCUUCCCUACUACUACCACCACCCAGUGCCACACAACUCCACAGAGGCCUACAGUACCAUGCUGUGAGAAGAGGCAGGGUGGUAAAGUAGUCCCCAACUCAUGACCAUGCUUACCUUCUAUCCUUGUUAUGUCAUGCCUGAAAGAGUUGUAAUCCCACCCCAAAAUGUGCAUAAAAUGUUAGAUUUAUUCAUUUAAAUGUAUGAACUGCAACACAAUCUUGCACGGGACAAACACUUGGGGACAGAUUCAGACAUGCAACAAUGUAUACUGCUAUCUACCUGAACUAGGGGUGCAUCUCAAUACUAGCUACUACAAUAGGCUUGUCUACUAGCGAGCCUACUUCAUUUGCACUGACAAGUCAACCCGUAUUAGACUAGAGGUCGACCGAAUGGCCGAUUAAUUAGGGCCGAUUUCAAGUUAUAACAAUCGGAAACCGGUAUUUUUGGACACCGAUUUGGUGUCCGAUUUUUUUUUAUACCUUUAUUUAAUCUUUAUUUAACUAGGCAAGUCAGUUAAAGAACACAUUCUUAUUUUCAAUGACGGCCUAGGAACGGUGGGUUAACUGCCUCGUUCAGGGGCAGAACGACAGAUUUUUACCUUGUCAGUUUGGGGGAUUCAAUCCUGCAACCUUAGAGUUAACUAGUCCAACGCUCUAACCACCUGAUUACAUUGCACUCCACGAGGAGCCUGCCUGUUACGCGAAUGCAGUAAGCCAAGGUAAAUUGCUAGCUAGCAUUAAACUUAUCUUAUAAAAAAACAAUCAAUCAUAAUCACUAGUUAACUACACAUGGUUGAUGAUAUUACUAGUUUAUCUAGCGUGUCCUGCGUUGCAUAUAAUCGAUGAGGUGCGUAUCCUUGCUCCAAUGUGUACCUAACCAUAAACAUCAAUGCCUUUCUUAAAAUCAAUACACAGAAGUAUAUAUUUUUAAACCUGCAUAUUUAGCUAAAAGAAAUCCAGGUUAGCAGGCAAUAUUAACCAGGUGAAAUUGUGUCACUUCUCUUGAGUUCAUUGCACGCAGAGUCAGUGUAUAUGCAACAGGUUGGGCCGCCUAAUUUGCCAGAAUUUUACGUAAUUAUGACAUAACAUUGAAGGUUGUGCAAUGUAACAGGAAUAUUUAGACUUACGGAUGCCACCCGUUAGAUAAAAUACGGAACGGUUCCGUAUUUCACUGAAAGAAUAAACGUCUUGUUUUCGAGAUGAUAGUUUACGGAUAUCGACCAUAUUAAUGACCUAAGGCUCGUAUUUCUGUGUGUUAUUAUGUUAUAACUAGGGUCUAUGAUUUGAUAGAGCAGUCUGACUGAGCGGUGGUAGGCAGCAGCAGGCUCGUAAGCAUUCAUUCAAACAACACUUUAGUGCGUUUUGCCAGCAGCUCUUCGUUGUGCUUCAAGCACUGCGCUGUUUAUGACUUCAAGCCUAUCAACUCUCGAGAUUAGGCUGGUGUAACCGAUGUAAAAUGGCUAGCUAGUUAGCGGGGUGCGCGCUAAUAGCGUUUCAAACGUCACUCUCUCUGAGACUUGGAGUGGUUGUUCCCCUUGCUCUGCAUGGGUAACGCUGCUUCGAGGGUGGCUGUUGUCGAUGUGUUCCUAGUUCGAGCCCAGGUAGGAGCGAGGAGAGGGACGGAAGCUAUACUGUUACACUGGCAAUACUAAAGUGCCUAUAAGAACAUCCAAUAGUCAAAGGUUAAUGAAAUACAAAUGGUAUAGAGAGAAAUAGUCCUAUAAUAACUACAACCUAAAACUUCUUACCUGGGAAUUUUGAAGACUCAUGUUAAAAGGAACCACCAGCGUUCAUAUGUUGAGCAAGGAACUUAAACGUUAGCUUUCUUACAUGGCACAUAUUGCACUUUUACUUUCUUCUCCAACACUUUGUUUUUGCAUUAUUUAAACCACAUUGAACAUGUUUCAUUAUUUAUUUGAGGUUAAAUUGAUUUUAUUGAUGUAUUAUAUUAAGUUAAAAUAAGUGUUCAUUCAGUAUUAGUGUAUUUGUCAUUAUUACAAAUACAUUAUUUUUUAUAUAUUUAUUUUAUUAAAUCGGCCAAUUAAUCAUUAUCGGAUUUUUUUGGUCCUCCAAUAAUCGGUAUCUGCGUUGAAAAAUCAUAAUCGGUCGACCUCUAGCUUAGAUAUUUUGGCACCUGGCUACAGAGUACCACAGUAUCAGUCAUAAUACCCAUAAAACAUACCGGUCAAACAAGGAAAUAUUCCUAUUGUUUUUCCACCAUUCAUUUUUCCCAUAGGGGAUUUUAGAAACACUUAAAAUAAGGGCUGUGUUUUGUGAAGGCUUAUUCUGGCAUAACAAUAAUCCAUCCACCUGACAGUUGUGGCAUAUCAAGAAACUGAUUAAACAGCAUGAUCAUUGCACAGGUGCCCCUUGUGCUGGGGACAAUAAAACACCACUUUAAAACGUGCAGUUUUGUCACAACACCACAGAUAUCUGAAGUUGAGGGGGCGUGCAAAUUGGCAUGCUGACUGCAAGAUGUCCACCAGAGCUGUUGACAGUUCAUUUAAUGUUCAUUUCUCUACGAUAAGCUGCCUCCAAUAUCAUUUUAGAGAAUUUGGCUGUACAUCCAACAGGCCUCACAACAGCAGACCACAUGUAACCACGCACAGCCCAGGACCUCCAUAUCAGUCUGCUUCACCUGUGGGAGGAGUAUUUGU
Messenger RNA from Salvelinus fontinalis (brook trout), 4448 nucleotides. RefSeq names its product protein RD3-like. The coding region runs from base 1173 to 1859 and encodes 228 amino acids. NCBI's taxonomy places the organism in Eukaryota, Metazoa, Chordata, Actinopteri, Salmoniformes, Salmonidae. The transcript has 2 exons. The record is from RefSeq and is a predicted model, not a curated record.